This is a messenger RNA of Medioppia subpectinata, 356 nucleotides long. NCBI's taxonomy places the organism in Eukaryota, Metazoa, Arthropoda, Arachnida, Sarcoptiformes, Oppiidae. The record is from the annotation of a GenBank genome assembly.
AAUAAAUAAGUUUUUGAUGAAUGACUUUUGAAUGCAAACGUUAUUUAUGUGAACACAUGUUUAGUGUUGUUGUUGUGAUUGAUUUGUUGUGACAAUUGUCUGCCACAAUGUUGUCAUCGAUGGUAACCAAACAUCACAAUCAGCUCAAGAUUAAGAAAGAAGAGAUCGAGACCAAACGAAACGAAGCGAUCGAUAGUUCGGUGGACUUCACGUCAAAUCUGGUCAACCAUUUGAACGAUGGAGUGGCCAAAACAUAUCUAAACCAACGAAAGCUGGACUCGGAGUCCAAACAAUUGGUCCAAAAUGUGGCACAAUUUGAACGAUCAGUGAAUCAAUGGUUGGGUUUAAUGAAUGGC